Messenger RNA from Brugia pahangi, 582 nucleotides. NCBI's taxonomy places the organism in Eukaryota, Metazoa, Nematoda, Chromadorea, Rhabditida, Onchocercidae. The record is from the annotation of a GenBank genome assembly.
AUGAAGAACAAGGAAGAACACAUUUUGACAAAUUACCAUAAAUCCCCUACGAAACAAUGGAACUGUCAGGGCUGCUUGAAGGGACCUUUUACCUACAAGCAGCGCCAAGACGAACUAUUCAUGGGAACGUACAAUGCACCCAUGAUUUGCUCACAAACGAUUAGUACCCACUACAAGCAAACCCCCACCCUUGUCCUCAAAGCAAAAAAAGAUGAGUCACCAGACAUACGCGACGCGUCGCCUAACUUUAAGGAAGUCGCGCUAUAUCACUACUAUCAGGCUUUAUGCAAAGGUCUAUCCCACCCAUCCGUUGUUGAUUCAAUUUUCAAUAUGUAUACAAAUGCGCAAUACACUAUGUCAGUUAAUUUCUUGUUUCCCACUGAUCUAGAAACCAUCUGCUUUUGGCCUUAUUCCAGGAUCCUUUCAGGCCACAGUCACGAACCUCUCAUGAACAUCCUCAAUUGGAUACCUCCUGCUGGAAUUUCUUUGUCAACUUUCCUUCAUGACCCACUGUAUAUCACAGUAUCAAUAAAUCGGAAUUCGAAUGUCACUGCAAUUUGCAGCCGUAAAUAUAUGCAAUAA